GGGUAGCCUACAUCGGUAAGCCCCGGAGGAAGUCGGAGGGACGUUUCCUUUCCUGUAUUUGAAGAAAAGGGGAAUUUUAGCCUGAAAAUAAAUGACGCUGUUGUGAUUAUUUUAGUAGUCGUCUCUCCUUCGCCCGGUCGUGUCUGCGCGCGGGAGUAGAAUGUUGUGUUCCUCGGGACAUUGAUAGCGGGAAGGUCUCGCAUCGCAGGGCUGGGACGCUGAACCUGCUGCUGCCCCGUUCACUUUAAUGCCCCGAUAGUUUUAUCCCCGGAGUACCGAGCCGUGUCCCGAAGAGAGGCUAUCAUGUCGGGGAAGCAUUUUAAAGGCCACGAGGUCAGCUGCUGCAUCAAAUACUUCAUAUUCGGAUUCAACAUCAUCUUCUGGCUCCUGGGAAUGGCCUUCCUGGCCAUCGCACUCUGGGCAUGGAGCGAGAAGGGUGUCCUGUCCAACCUGUCGUCCAUCACGGAUCUGGGGGGGCUGGACCCCGUGUGGCUCUUCAUGGUGGUGGGGGCCGUUAUGUUCAUCCUCGGCUUCGCCGGCUGCAUCGGAGCCCUCCGAGAAAACACCUUCCUGCUCAAGUUUUUCUCUGUGUUUCUAGGGAUCAUUUUCUUCUUGGAGUUGACAGCGGGCGUGUUGGCCUUCGUGUUUAAGGACUGGAUCAAAGACCAGCUCAACUUCUUCAUCAACAACAACAUCAGAGCCUACCGCGACGACAUCGAUCUGCAGAACCUCAUCGACUUCACCCAGGAAUACUGGGAGUGCUGUGGUGCAUUUGACGCUGACGACUGGAACCUGAACAUCUACUUCAACUGCACCGACACCAACCCCAGCCGAGAGAAGUGCGGCGUUCCCUUCUCCUGCUGCACCAAGGACCCAGCGGAGGACGUCAUAAACACACAGUGUGGAUACGACGUGCGAGCCAAGACGGAUGCCGAGCAGAAGACCUAUAUCCACGUGAAGGGCUGCGUGCCCCAGUUUGAGAAGUGGCUUCAGGACAACCUGACCGUAGUGGCUGGAAUAUUCAUAGGCAUCGCACUGCUACAGAUAUUUGGGAUCUGUUUGGCCCAGAACCUGGUCAGUGAUAUCGAGGCUGUCAGAGCCAGCUGGGUGCCCCCGUCUCUGUCCAUCCACGCCCUCGCUCAUGCCCACGCUCACCGGCCCCCUCCCCGCGGCAACAAGAAACACGCCGCCUACUCAUGAGCGACGUUCACACACGCGUGCACACACACUCGCCCUCGUGUGUGUGUGUGUGUGUGUGUGUCUCCACCUGUUUGUUCAGCUGAGGUUUUCUCCAGGCUUCCCCCUGGAGUGUGCAGGUGGCGGUGUGCACCCCUGAGCCAGCUGUGAACUGUGAUGCGAAUGCCAAGUUGAGUUUGCGGAGAGUUCUUAACCUUGGCUGCCAGACUCACUCCACUUUCUUACUGAUUUGUGUAUAGACACACACACACACACACACACACACACGGUCUGUAUAUAGAAUUGUUCACAAGACCAUUUGUGUAAAGAAAUGUAUAAAAAGGAACAAAAAUAUUGGGCACGUACAGUAUGUGUGUGUAUGUUGAGUGUAAGAGAAGUGUGUCUGUUUUGUGUAAGUGGGUAUUAUGAGAUGAGUGUGAGGAAAAGAAAUGUGUGUGUGUGUGUGUGUGUGUGUGUGUGAUUUGGGGGCGGCAGUUGAACUGCACUGCAAGCCAGUCUAAAUGUUUAAGUGUGUGUGUGUGUGUGUGUGUGAGAGAGAGAGAUUGGU
Sardina pilchardus (European sardine) is the source of this 1744-nucleotide messenger RNA. RefSeq names its product tetraspanin 5a (gene tspan5a). The record is from RefSeq and is a predicted model, not a curated record. The transcript is spliced from 11 exons. The coding region runs from base 304 to 1200 and encodes 298 amino acids. Gene Ontology annotation, cellular component: plasma membrane. Lineage: Eukaryota; Metazoa; Chordata; Actinopteri; Clupeiformes; Clupeidae.